UUUACAUCAUUAGGUCACAAAUCGCAAUUCGCAUGCGCAGUUUUCCAGUUUUCGCGCCAAAAUAAAACCCACAGAAAAUCAAAAAAUGAGCGUAAAACAAUUAUUAAAAUAAAUCAUAAACGAGUAUCUUACAGUCUACUUUACCUUUAUUUAUUUUGUGAAAAAUGACGGAUUCUGAAGAUAGCAUGAACGAGCCCGAUCGCAAAUUCAAUAAAUUAUUAGAAAAAACGUUAUCGGACCCUUACGUCAAAAAAGUAGAUCGGGAGGAAGAAGAAGAAAAAUUGUCUAAAAUGCUGCGUAAAAAAGUAAAAAAAGAAAAAGCAAUAAGGAAAGUUUGGAAUCGAUCGCCAAUUUUCAAAGGCAUUCAUAAGAGAAUCCAGGAAGGUCAAGAAAUAAAAAAUAUUGCUCUUCUUCCGGAGUUCUUAAAACCAUCCAUAUCCAUAUCGAAAAUAAUAUCCUUCGGGCCUCAUCUUAUCAAAAGAAAAGAGAAAAGGAAAAAUUCUCAAGAUCAAAGCGUGUGGAUUUACAAAAGCGAAUCUAGACGACAAUGUGUGAUUGCAGACAAAUUGCGAAGUAGAAAAAUAUAUGAAUCCAGGCAAACAUUUUCGAAAGAACGUGAUAAACUUUUUUGGCACCCCAGCUGGAAUAUUUCAGCAGAAACGAUAUGCGGUGCGGAUUUGCAGAAGAGCAGAUCUGACGUAAAUUCAUUCGUGUCUACCCGUAAGAGAAAAGUUCCGAGGUCAGAAAUUGUUAAAAAAAAAUCUCACAAAAAAGUCGCUAAUCAAGAUUUGUUAGAAACUUUUCGAACAAAUAUGGAUGUGACUCCUCCCAUCGAAAGUUUUCUUUUCCAUCAAGAAUCUUAUUCUUCUAUCAAAGAAACCACAAAUCCAGAAAUUAAUUCUUUAGCUGAAAUGUCCUCUACGCAGAGCAAACCAGGACCUAGAAUUUUGUCAAAUAAGCCAGCUCGUCCCUCGUUGACUAAAGAGAUAUUAAAACGUGUCCGAAAUCAGAGAGCACUAAAUCUUUUAGAGAGCUCGAAAUAUGAUGAUAAACCAAAUCGGAAAUCUCAGUUGACUGAAUAUUCUAAAUCAAAUUCCACAGAUUCCAUUUCCGAAAUAAAUACCAGUGACGAAUUUCUAAAUCUUGUAGCCGAAACCAAUUUUGUGACACAAAGACGAAAGUAUCAUUCUUUUAAAGAUUCAAAUAUGGAUGCGACUCCUCCUUCUUUGGCAAGUAUGGAUGUGAGUCUUUUGAAGAGCUCUAAAGAUUAUAAUGAACAAAAUCGCGAAUCUCGAAGAACUGAAUAUUCGAAAUCAAAUUCUACAGAUUCCAUUUCCGAGAUACGAACCAGUGAAGAAUUUCUAAGUCUUGCAAAUGAAACUAAUUUUGUCACACAAAGACGAAAGUUUCAACCCUUAAAAAGUUCGACUCUUAUUUCACCGACAGAGAUUGCUUUGGAAAAUUUUUCCUCGCGGAAGAGAGUUUUUAGCUGCGAAUUAGAAUCAUCAGACAAAUCGAAAAAUGCUUCUCACAUUUUAUCAGAAGAGGUUAACAUUGAUGGAAAAUCGAGCAGAAAAAAAUUUGAUUCUUUAAAAAAUGAAUCUAGUUUUGAGGGAAAUAAAAGUAUGUUGGAUCUUACGAAUUUUGAGAAUAUCAAAGCUGGCUCACCGAUUUUGUCAAGAGGAAAAAAUGUGCGUAAACGAAAGCAGAAUCAAUUUUUAGAGGAGAAUAAAUUUGUGAAUAUUUCAACGAAGAUUGGAAAACCUUUAAAAAUACGAAAAAUGUCACUGCAAGAAAAUGCAGAAGGGAAUAAACAAGUGGAAAUCAGCGAGAACUUAAUUGUUGAACUUGAUACGACUUUAAAAAAGUUUACGGGGAUUUUUGACCGGAGUAUUUUAAAAAAAGCUCUGGAAUCUUAUAUUCAGAAGGAAUUUGAUCAUUCUUGAUUUUUUUUAUUUUUCACAUGAUUUAGUUAGCUUUUGCAUUGAAUUUAUUUAUUAUUAUUUGAUUGUGGUUUUGUUUAAAAUAGAGUUUAUUUCCCGAUUUAUGGAAUGGGAUGUAUUAUUAAUUGCUAAUAAAUGUUUAUAUUUUCAUA
Molecule: messenger RNA, 2095 nt
Organism: Belonocnema kinseyi
Lineage: Eukaryota; Metazoa; Arthropoda; Insecta; Hymenoptera; Cynipidae
Exons: 4
Coding region: 165-1946 (593 amino acids)
Source: RefSeq, a predicted model, not a curated record